Messenger RNA from Gongylonema pulchrum, 381 nucleotides. Lineage: Eukaryota; Metazoa; Nematoda; Chromadorea; Rhabditida; Gongylonematidae. The record is from the annotation of a GenBank genome assembly.
AUGCCUUCAGGACUGGUUUCAGGUUACCGGACUAAUCAACAAACAAACGAAACAAGAAAUCUUAAAGCCAUCACCUUGCCUGCGUCGAAAAACUUGAAUGCAUUUGGUUCACAGAGCGCGGCUUCGAAAACAGGUCUGAACAAAAACAAAAUGGCUAAGCUCGUCAUUGUCACCGCAAUGCUUGCUUUGGCAGUGGCUGUAUCGGCAGCACCAACCGAAGAACCCUCUUAUGUCGAUGUGCCAAUAACCGAUUCGGAAGAACUCAGCGAUGCAACGUCGACGCUUGCGUCUGCCAUCGAACAAAAGCAGGAAAUGGCUGCAAAGGUUUGUACAGUUUUCGAAGCAAAAUCGAGAAUGGCAUCACAAUGCGCCGUACAGUAA